Messenger RNA from Acaromyces ingoldii, 3218 nucleotides. RefSeq lists its product as hypothetical. NCBI's taxonomy places the organism in Eukaryota, Fungi, Basidiomycota, Exobasidiomycetes, Exobasidiales, Cryptobasidiaceae. The transcript is spliced from 2 exons. The record is from RefSeq and is a predicted model, not a curated record. The coding region runs from base 198 to 3116 and encodes 972 amino acids.
AAUGGGCCCGUGCACGGCUAGUUUGUGAAGCUCGCGAGGACCAAUCUGAAUUCGACGAACGAACGCCCUCGCCAGUGUCGCAUAUCACCUGCGGCGUGCUUUCCGGCAGCUCUGCACAUCGUUCAAAUCGACGCUGUUUAGGUCGUCGGAGCUUUCACCAGCCUCCACAGGUGGAGCCGGAGAGCACAGCAUUUACCAUGUCGCUCCUGGACGCUGCGAGGACUUAUCUGGUCGAGGGCGAUUCGUCCGAGGCUCAGCAGCAGAAACAGCAGAAGGAGCAGCAACAGGACGGACCGCCAGCUGCGAUACACCUGCGUCUCUCGGCAGAGGUGCUCCAGCAGCUACUAGAAGAGGACUCUGGUCACUCGCGCGCGAUCAGCCUCUCUUGGUCGGCAAAGGCUGAUGAUGCGCAUCUCAACGUUGGUGAUGCCAGGCACGCACUCCAGCGGUCCACUGAUGCCUCGCCACAUGUCCUCUUUGCCCUCUCUGAUGCGACAAGCUCGUCUCAAGCAACAUUGACGCCACUGGGGUCUCUUCACGACAAGCUCGCUGUGCGACCGACGCCUGGCUCGUCUGCCAGCUUCACAUCUCGUCUCAAAGAGAGGCGAGAGGCCGAGGAGGCCCGCAAGAGUGAGCAUCGCACAGUCCUCCUCGACUCGGCACCGGUCACAUCGAAGAAGACCUCGAAGGGCUCCGGUCCCACAUCGAGCCUCAAGCUGCGGGCCAAGAGCCUGGCCCAAUCAUCGCCCACGUCGAGUCCACGAAUGGGCGCACUGGCACCUGGCUGGCAGAGCAGGGCAGGAACACCUGCCGACAGCAACGCAGGCAGCCAGCCAGGCAGCCCCUCACUCUCUGCUGCCGCCACGCCCGGAACACGGCCUGCGGCGCUCAAGUCCAGCUUGGCGAGAUCAUCAGCAGUGCACAGCGCAGCUGUGACGCCGACCUCCUCCCCAGGCCCAGCUGCUGCAGCUUCUCGAACCCCCAAGCCGUCGUCCACCGAGGCCGCACCUCCAACACUCAAGCGCAGGCUGAUUCAACUACUGGCAAAGGGGCCGCUGCCUCGUCGUGAUCUCGUCGCCCAGCUCAAGAGCACCGAAGCCGCCGUGCUCGGCCCUCUCAAGCAGUUCGCCCACCCCCUACCCGAGACGCACAACGGCAAGACGUCAUCUGGUGGACCGACUGUAGCCUCCUCAUCCGGCACCGCCUCUGGGCCUGGCGCUGUCUAUGCUCUCACGGACUCAACAUACCGCCACGUUGUCAUCGCCGAGUGGCCCGACUACACCGUCAAGGAGCGCCUACGGGUCUGCACACUGGCCGAGGAGGCCUUCCGGCGACUAGGCCUCGAUGAGAAGAGCAAGGAAUUCGCGAUGCUCCUUUCCGUCAAACAAAAUGGCAACAAGGAAUCCGACACAGCAGUAGAGAGGGGGCGCAGACCGCCUUCUUCCAGCCUCCCUGGCGGAGGCGCCACCUCGUCCGAGCUGAGCAGCGACGACGACGGUACAGGCCGUAAAGCACGCUCAUCGACGAGCGUUAGCCCGGCGAAGGCGUCCAGCGCGGCAUUACGAAAUGUGCCAAGCAUCACAUCAUCGCAGGAGAGCAUUCAUAGGUCAAGAGACGCCUCGCUGGCCCGCAGCAGCUCGAAUUCGGACGACGAGCGGCCGUCUGCGAGCAAGAAGAGUACCAACACGACUAUGAACCGGCUUCGCAAGGCGGCAAAGGGCAAGGGCACGAAGACGGGGAGUGCUGCCUCGUCGUCGCGAGCAGAAAAGGAGCGGCAGGUCGAGAAGGCCAAGCUGGCGGCGCAGCGAGAAGAGGCGCAAAGGAGCAAGAAAGUACAGGAGAAGGAAGAAACAAAGAAGACGGCAGACACGGUAAAAGGUAGCCACAUCUCACCCUCUAAGCAGCAGCAACUUGCAUCCUUGUCGUCGUCAUCGUCGUCGUCUUCUGCCCUGCCGUCUUCGCCUUCAAUCAAGAAAGCUGCCCCUUCAUCCGUGGCGCUUGCGUCGCCCUCCUCAUCUUCGUCGCCUCUUCCUCGAUCAUCGGGGGCAAAAUUGUCAUCGCCUGCUCCCUCGACACUGAGCAACAAGGUCAAAGUCCGGACUGUACCGGCAAAGAGCAGCGUCGACUACAGCGACUCCUCCUCUGGCGAUGAGGCGCAGCAGAGACGGGGAAGGCCGACUGCACCGCGAUCAGCUGAGCAGCCAAGCUCGAGUUCGGCCAAGACUGCUUCCUCCUCUUCGCUGGACGCGGCCAAGAAGACUUCGUCGUCAGUCGCUGAAGUGCCUGCUGCGAAGAAGAGAAGGACAUCAGGAGAGGUGGCCAAGAUUAGCAAUCCUCGCUACUACACUUCCUCUUCGGCGACCGACUCCUCGCGUUCGCCUUCACCUGCUCGGGCGCCUAGGCAGCACAGCUCGGGCAUGGUGGCUGCGGCUGCUGCUGCUGCCCCCACUGCUGCUACGUCUUCACAGACACCGUCGAGGCACGGCGUGGGGGCUGGGGCCAUCUCGACGGCCGAGCCCUGGCUCGACGUGCGCAAUCCCAACGAUUGGUCGAAGCUGAGCCAGCGGUACAGGCGCGUGUUUGAAGAGUACCGCGGCGCGCUCGAGACGGUGCGCAACGAGGAGGCGAGGAUUGUGCGCGAGGUGGCCAAGGCAAAGGAGCACGACGACGAGGAAGACCGUGCCAAGAGGUCAGAAGGGGCGGGGCAGAUGGCGCGGGGAGACGGGAGGUCGCUGGAGGAGGGCGAAGAGAAGGAGGAGGGCGAGGCGAGCCCCACGGCUGGCUCCGCCGCCAAGUUUGGCGGUGCGCAGGGUCCGGACCCAGGCUCGCGGACGCUUACGGCGCCUGUCUCAAAGAGCGAGCCCUCCUCUACGUCGCCCGAACAGGAAGAGACGACGGCACAGUUUUCGUGGCGCUCUUCCUCGCCCCAUGCCGGAUCAGGCACUUCAAACCGAGAUGGCUUCUCAGCAGCCUCGUCCUCGACGCCGCUCCCCUACACGAAGCUCAAGAACUUGGUCGACACGGUCCAGACACUGCAGAGCCAGCUUGGCCGGAUGAAGCAGACACUCGUCUCUUCCAAAAGACGCCUGGAGGAGACUGCCGCCGCUGCUUCGUGAUGAACAAAGAUGAUGAAUGCAUCGCUGCUCUUUUCUUGUAUUUCCACAUCUCACUACUACAACUAGAUGCUGUCUACUAAUUCACUUUCUUUUGAUGCAAGC